This is a messenger RNA of Caenorhabditis sp. 36 PRJEB53466, 2097 nucleotides long. The record is from the annotation of a GenBank genome assembly. NCBI's taxonomy places the organism in Eukaryota, Metazoa, Nematoda, Chromadorea, Rhabditida, Rhabditidae.
AUGAAACUCGAGAUUCGCGGAGGAAAUUUGAGUGAGAGAAAAAAGCAACAACAACACGAAGGAAAGGAGUUCUCAUUCGGAAUGAAUGUCCGUCCGCACCUCAAAAUCGGCGUCGAUUCCACACUGAACAAUAAAGGUAAGUGCGGAAGAGCAGAAGCAAGUGCGCUCCACCGAACAGUUCAGGAUCCACGUACAAAGUGGGCCAUCAGGUCGGGCUGGAAAUUGAACAAUGCGAGACACUCAUGAAGGCGUUGCGGUGGACGUUCGAGUUUGUGCAGUACAGCAAUCAGAUCGGACACGUGCUCGACAACCAAACGGCCACCGGUACGAGAAGAGUCCAAUAGAGCCCACUUUCAAAUCGGAACGGUUCAGGAAUGCUCGGCGACAUCCAGCGGGGGCGUCUCGACAUGGCGUGCGGCAGAUUCGAAUGACCGCCGACCGUGCUCACAUCGUCACCUUCACCUACCCCACUCAAUUCGAGGUUAACCAGGUCUAUCUGAUUGCGGAUCCGCAAGUCGGAGGAUGUCGGCUUCCUGUUCCGGCCCUUCUCCACCGUCGUCUGGAUUCUUCUCUCUUUGACCAUUCUCCUCGUCUCCGUCGUCUUUUUCAUCCUGCGAGUCGUCGAGUUCCGAUCCUCCAGAGAGACCAUCUAUUCGUACGGUCCCACAUGGAUCUUCAGGAUCUCCCGAUGCCUCCGAAGCUUUCAGAUGCGUGCAGAACAGCAUCUCGCAAGUGCUCCUCACCACCUUCAACGUCGAGAUCCGUGUGAAGCAGAAGUCGACGUUCUUCGCUUUCCACGUACUUUUCCGUUUGUUCACUGACGCCAAAUUCCGGAAGACGAGACGGGUCUCGUGCCGAUCAGCUACAGUAAUCGCGUGUGUUUCAGUUGUUCUCCGCCAUCUGGCUGCUCGCCUGGUUCCACGUCUUCAUCGACUAUUACACGUCCGAAUUGAGUGGAAUGCUCGUCGUGUCCGACAAGAAACAGAUGCCUUUCGAGGACUUUUAUGGGCUCAUUGAGCAACUGAGGUCAGGGUCCCAGGAGUUGAGCGUACAUACUUUGCUUCCAGGAAAGGAACGUACCGCCUGUUCACGACUUCCCCGGAUCGUAUCCCCGAAUGUCCUCGGGAGAUUUCAACCGAAAAGUGCAUCUCAAUCUUUUCCGAUAUUCUUUCCCGCCAUCCUCCCGAGUUUGGAGACUUGAACCAACUGAAUGACCUUGAUUAUGUGGCUUCGGUAUGAUCGGAUAAUGAGUUGCAAUACCUUUUUCGUGUUUUGCAGCAGAAAGUCCCAUUGGUUGCGUUCGGUUGGUAUCCGGCUCAGCGCAUCUCUUCAAAGUUCUCAAUUUGGACUCAGGAACUGUUUCACUCGAAAGUGUGGCUCAUCAAAGACUUUCCGGUGGGUCUAGGUUGCCUAAAUCUGCAAAAAUAUCUAUCCUGAAAGUUUCAGCCCUAUGAAAUCAUCUGCUAUAGUCUUUCAAGUUCGAAAAUCUUAAAAUUUGUGCAAAAACCAUAUACGAAUUCCGAAAAUCUCUGGAAAGUCCUUUGUUUAGCCCUAUUAGCCUCAAACUUGGUUCUAUUAUCAGUCUUGGUAUGUAAAGAUAUCUUUCUGCGAAAUGCUUCGGCUUUCUUCCACUACAUCUAUAAUAACACAUUGAAACUGAAGCUUUCAAUGAAGACGCUCAACUUCAAUUGUUUUCAGGUGUGCCCUGCUGCCUACAUCGUCCGGCCCAACUUCCCGUACUUGGAAGAACUGAACAAGGCGAUCAUCAAAAUCCUUCCAGCUUUCAGUGUAAACCCAAAUCACUCUCUGCCCAGCACUGUUCCGAAAUUCCAGACAAUCGACAACCACUACACACCCUCCUACCCCGUUCUGACCCUUUUCGAAAAGCCGUCGAGGGCGUCUGUCACUUUGAAUCAACUCUCUUCCAUAUUCAUGAUCCAUUUGUUCGGAGCAUUCAUCGCCUCGCUGCUCCUGAUCGUCGAGAUUCUAACAGGUACUUGUUGACAGGCUCCAUGGGAACGUGCCUUUGUUUCAGCGAAUCUGAAUCGUUCGAAAGUGGAAGCGGAAGAGGGAAACAAAAGUGAAGAUGAAAAGUGA